Paramacrobiotus metropolitanus is the source of this 963-nucleotide messenger RNA. RefSeq lists its product as uncharacterized. Lineage: Eukaryota; Metazoa; Tardigrada; Eutardigrada; Parachela; Macrobiotidae. The coding region runs from base 115 to 762 and encodes 215 amino acids. The transcript is spliced from 2 exons. The record is from RefSeq and is a predicted model, not a curated record.
UCAGUCGGUAUACCUCAUUCAUUAUCGCUAAAAAGUAAUUCUUCUACAGCAGAAAUUUGACGCCCUACUUGAUUCUGCACCAAGUUAGUGAUCGCCAUUAAAUCCAGUUUUGCCAUGACGGCAGUACGAAAUUUAUUGAAAGGCACGCGCAGUUUGUUGGAACUUUCCGUCGCGGAAGUUGUUCUGGCAGUGCUGGGAUUCGCUGCAAAUCUCUACAGCCUCUUUUAUGGAGCGUUUCUUACGGUCAACGAUUUCCCGACCCUCCAACUUCUGGCGUUCAUCGCAACCACCCUGGUAUACGUUCUCCAACUGGUCAGCGGCGGCUAUCUUAUCGUGUCCUGCAUACGUGUCCUGCGCGGCCUCCGCGACCCGGCACGCUUCGGGAGAAAUCAUGGUGAACGCCACCCGAUCUUGUGCAUAUUCUGUGGACUCUACCUGCUUCUUCUGAUCGUUUUCGGAGUAAUCCAGUUCUCGGAACGUGCCCGGCACUUCGUCCCCUCACUGAGCGUGUGGGGUGCCGUUCAUCAGGUGUUCCGGACCGAACCCAUCGGACAGCUGGUCCUGCUGGGAUUGGUUGUGAUUCUGGCCGUCGAAUUCGUUCUGGCAAUGUUUCUUACCGCGCGAAGUAAGGAUCUUUAUGAGGAGCUUGAACGCGAGAAAAACGCGGCAACGCUUCUUGUCCACUUGGAAAGUCAGGAUUCAGCUCCGACUCGGUACAAGGGAGUGCAGUAUUCAGCUCCGCCACCAUACAAGGGUGUCUAACUGAAGAUGGAAAUUUGGAAUGUUCUUCACGGAAUCUAAUGGUUCCUCUAACUCUAAGAAUAGAUUUGCGCCGAAACCCUAGUCAACUACACGUAACGGUUUCAUACAGUGUUUUGUAUAUUUAUCACUGACUCUGUCAUGUUCCCUUCUCUGUCAUUAAUAUACAACCAAAAUGGUAGAGGAAUGCCAUUAAUUUUCCGU